AUGCUCGUGAUCCAAGACGAAGACUCCCAAGCAAUUGCGCCAUAUCUCUUCAAUCCGUCUUCACCAAGUGACAUGGCAGGGUUCAGUAUUCUACGGUACAAGGUCAACAUCGACGCAAUAUCCCCAGCCGAUAAACAUUACCUUGUUCUCGCCUCCUGUAAACAUCUGCUGGUCGGGCUAGUCGGGCACUUCAACUCAACAAGAUGCGGCGGCAUAUGCAGACCAGCCGCACACGUCACAUUCACAUUUCCGCCGGGACACCACCGGGACAUGGAAAUGAAGCCUGGUGCUGAUCAUUUUAAACUCGUCCGGGAUGCCUGGCUCCUCACCAAGCCCAAACAAGAUAUCUAUCCGCCAACCGAGCGUCCAGUCCCAAUUGGUACCAAUGCAGACGAGGCGGACAUCACGCGCCGCAAACAUGGCCUUCUCUGGUGGAACUAUUUGGUGAUCAUGUCCAAUGGCCUGUAA
Messenger RNA from Neurospora tetrasperma FGSC 2508, 468 nucleotides. RefSeq lists its product as uncharacterized. The coding region runs from base 1 to 468 and encodes 155 amino acids. Lineage: Eukaryota; Fungi; Ascomycota; Sordariomycetes; Sordariales; Sordariaceae. The record is from RefSeq and is a predicted model, not a curated record. The transcript is spliced from 3 exons.